Messenger RNA from Thlaspi arvense, 855 nucleotides. Lineage: Eukaryota; Viridiplantae; Streptophyta; Magnoliopsida; Brassicales; Brassicaceae. The record is from the annotation of a GenBank genome assembly.
UCAGAGUUUUCCGGCCUGGAUGAGCAACCCUCUCGUUUAGCUUCCCCGAACAGCUGUGUACCCAAAUUUCUUCCCGCUUCAUUCCAUCGCCGAAUAUCGCGUUUCUAUUCUCCGAUCAAGAUAAUGCUCGCAGAUCAACUAGUGUUGCUCCUCCUUCUCGUCUCUGUCUCCUUGUCGCCGCCGGUCAGGUGUUUAGGUAAUAAUGGAGCAAGUGGGAAAGAGAGAACCUUGGCUAUGGUAAAGCCAGAUGGAGUCUCUGGUAGCUACACUGAAGAAAUCAAAAGGAUCAUUGUCGAGGCCAGUUUCAAUAUCGUCAACGAGAUGCUUACUCAGCUGGACAAAGAAGCAGCGUCUGCGUUUUACGACGAGCACUCAUCAAGGAGCUUUUUUCCUGACCUUGUUGCAUACAUGACAAGUGGUCCCGUGUUGGUGAUGGUAUUGGAGAAGACAGACGCGGUUUCUGAUUGGCGUGGCUUAAUCGGACCAACAGAUGCGCGAAAGGCUAAGAUCUCUCACCCUCGCAGCAUCAGGGCAUUAUACGGCAAGGACUCGCAAAGAAACUGUGUGCACGGCUCGGAUUCAACAUCAUCCGCUGAGAGAGAGAUCAAGUUUUUCUUCAAGGAUCUAGUUUCAGGUGACAUUGCUUCACAACAUGAUGAACUAUGAGAAACACCAAUUAAUACAGGUUCUUCAACCCAUGUUAUGUUUCUUUACUUUAGUUUUGGAUUGUAAUCUUUUACCGGUUGGGUUGAUUAUCUAUACUAGUCACAUACAUUGUCACAUUACAGAUUGAAAUGAUUUUGGAUUGAACUUUUUUAAUUUCGCCGCUAGCAAUUAUACAGUUUUGGAAAAACG